AUGGAAAAAUCAGAGAAGCGUGCGGUCAUCAAAUACUUCUAUUUAAAAGGCCUAACAUCAUUACAAAUUAAAGAAGAGCUGGAUUCCACACUGAAAGACUCUUCUCCAUCAUAUUCAACGGUUAAACAGUGGGUUUCUGAAUUUAAGAAAGGUCGCACAAGCACUUCUGACGAUCCACGUUCAGGACGCUCCGUUGAGGUCACAACUCCCGAAAUGAUUGAAAAAAUUCAUAAAAUAGUAAUGGAGGACCGCAGAUUAAAAGUAAGUGAGACAGUUGAGGCUACUAGGAUGUCAACUGAACGUGUGCGCAAUAUUUCACAUGAACAUUUGAGCAUAAGGAAGCUCUGUGCUAGGUGGGUGCCACGUUUGCUAACGUUCGAUCAAAAAUUUACCCGGAAAACUGUUUCAAUCAAAAAUUUGGCGCUGUACAAGCGAAACCCCAGCGAAUUUAUGGGUCGAUUUAUAACUGUGGAUGAAACUUGGAUUCACCACUACACUCCUGAAACUAAACAACAGUUGAAACAAUGGAUUGGACCAGGUGAACCAACCCCAAAGUAG
Dinoponera quadriceps is the source of this 558-nucleotide messenger RNA. RefSeq lists its product as uncharacterized. The record is from RefSeq and is a predicted model, not a curated record. Gene Ontology annotation, molecular function: nucleic acid binding. Lineage: Eukaryota; Metazoa; Arthropoda; Insecta; Hymenoptera; Formicidae. The transcript has a single exon. Bases 1 to 558 code for a protein of 185 amino acids.